This is a messenger RNA of Colossoma macropomum (tambaqui), 960 nucleotides long. Its product is annotated as probable rhodanese domain-containing dual specificity protein phosphatase. The coding region runs from base 1 to 960 and encodes 319 amino acids. Gene Ontology annotation, biological process: protein dephosphorylation. NCBI's taxonomy places the organism in Eukaryota, Metazoa, Chordata, Actinopteri, Characiformes, Serrasalmidae. The transcript has 4 exons. Gene Ontology annotation, cellular component: cytoplasm. The record is from RefSeq and is a predicted model, not a curated record. Gene Ontology annotation, molecular function: protein tyrosine/serine/threonine phosphatase activity.
AUGAAGGAGCUUCUGGUUCCUGCUCUUCCAGAGAAAACAAAUAUAGAGAGGGGCUAUGUGACCCCUCAACAGGUGUAUAACCUGCUAAACGCUGAAGCUGGUGAGCCUGCACUUCAUGACCCGUACUACAUUCUCAUACUGGACUGCCGCUCUGCAGACAGGUAUAAGCAGAGUCAUCUGGUGACGGCACGUGCAAGUGUGACAGUAAUUCACCCUGAGCUGGGCUGUUUGAUAAGCUGUGUCCAGCUACAGGAGUUCUCCAUUAUUCUGCUAUACGCAGAGGAGGGACACAGCCCAGUAGGCAGUCAGGAAGCCCGUGCUGACAGCCCCACUCUUCAGCACUGUUUCUUCCAACUGAGCGCGCUCGGUAUGGACCCCGUGAUCUUACUGGGCGGUUUUUCGGCCUUCCACUCCCUCUACCCCUUCCUGUGCACACCACGCAUGGUCCUUCUUGAGUCUGAACGCCGCCUACUCACCAUCUAUCCCUCAGAGAUCCUGGAGGGGGCGCUGUACCAGGGUUCUGCCUCCCAGGCUCACGACUACCGCAUCAUCAAGAACCUCCACAUUACACAUGUGGUCAACGCUACCGCUGAAAUUUCUGACGCCUUCCCAAAUGUCCUGCGGUACCUGCGGCUGCGGCUCAGUGAUGACGCCCAGCAGGACCUUCGGCAAGCCCUUCCGGAAGCUUCCCGGUUCAUUGCGGCAGCUCUUCGGGGGUCUCCGGGAUCACCCGGUGGGCGUGUCCUUGUACACUGCAGCCUGGGCCGCAGCCGUAGCUCGGUGUUGACACUGGGUUUCCUGAUGGAACAGCGCCGCUGGUCCCUGCUUCACGCCUUCCGCUGGCUCAAAGAAAGGCGCACAUGCGCUGCACCCAACGCAGGUUUUCUCAGACAGCUCUCGGACUACGAGGAGCAGCUGUUCGGGCGGCGUCUCACCUCGCUGGACGAUAUCCGGCUCUGA